AUGCCGAUCGAUAACAUCCGCACGUUUGUCUUCUUAGUCGUCCGCGCGACCCUAAACGAGGAAGCAAUGCGCACAGCAUUGGAUCGACUCAUCAGAAAUCACCUUCCGAUCCUUGGUUCUCGCCUCGAGGCCGUUUCCAAAUCUGGGAAACUAGCGUAUCGCCUACCCACUUCUUUCCCAGCCGAGUAUCAGCUGUUUCUCUGGUCAUCUGAUAUCGUUGACUCGACCCUCGCAGAUGCCCAGUUGCUGCCCAAGGAGACACAUGCAGAUUGUGAUAUCUUGCACGGGCCACGCUCUAUCCCGGAACUGGAAGGUGAAUGGACUCCAUCCACUUGGCCCAGGGAGCGGAGAUUCGAGGCACCGGACACGCCGCUACUGCUCGUCCAUAUUACCAGGUAUACGGACGCCACAGUUGUCGCGCUAAACUUGCCUCAUGCGGUCGCCGAUCAGAUGGGCUUCGGGAGUUUGAUCACCGCGUAG
Penicillium maclennaniae is the source of this 480-nucleotide messenger RNA. RefSeq names its product BCL5p. NCBI's taxonomy places the organism in Eukaryota, Fungi, Ascomycota, Eurotiomycetes, Eurotiales, Aspergillaceae. The record is from RefSeq and is a predicted model, not a curated record. Bases 1 to 480 code for a protein of 159 amino acids. The transcript has a single exon.